Molecule: messenger RNA, 780 nt
Organism: Microthlaspi erraticum
Lineage: Eukaryota; Viridiplantae; Streptophyta; Magnoliopsida; Brassicales; Brassicaceae
Source: the annotation of a GenBank genome assembly
AUGGAAGCUGGAAACAGUGAGAAGGUUGAGUCGCACGUUCUCGAGAUCAAUCUCAUAUCGGCGCAAGGACUCAAAGAACCGACGGGAAAGCUCCGGCGAUUGCAGACUUACGCAUCUGUCUGGGUUGACUCCUCCAGCAAGCUCCGGACUCGGAUUGAUCGGAUCGGCGCUGAGAAUCCGAUUUGGAACGACAAAUUCGUUUUCCAGGUUUCUUCGGAUUUCCUCUCUAGCGAAACUUCUGGCGUUUCUAUCGAGAUUUAUGCUGUUGGUUACUUGCGGGAUCAUCUGAUCGGAACCGUACGCUUCCUCGUGAGUAACUUCCUCCCAACCGCCGCCGUGAAAGUUCCCUCUCUCGUCGCGCUUCAGAUCCGUCGCCCUUCUGGAAAGUUUCACGGCGUUCUUAACAUCGCGGCCAUGGUGAUUGACGCUUCCGAACUUCCGGCUGAUUUCUUCAAGUCCGUUCAAGAGAAAUUGGCAGAGAGUCGUCGGAGUCGAAGAAUGAGAAAGUCGAGAUCUGCGGUCAGUUCGUCGGAGAACGGCCUUGCUGAUGACGCCGGGAGUUCGAAAGAGAAUUCGGUAUGCGGAUCGGUAAAUUUCUCCGACGACGGUACGGACUCGACGGCGUCUUCUCCCAUGCCGUCUCCUCUCAGAGACUGGAACGCAGUUCGAGAUUUGGCGGGAAAGAAUCACGUGAGAUCGUCAUCGGACGGUGGAGGAUUGAUGUGCUGUUUCUUGAUGAAAUCCUCCGGUGUGUUACCAGGAAGAAAGAUUAACGGCUGA